This is a messenger RNA of Armigeres subalbatus, 1504 nucleotides long. RefSeq lists its product as uncharacterized. Lineage: Eukaryota; Metazoa; Arthropoda; Insecta; Diptera; Culicidae. The record is from RefSeq and is a predicted model, not a curated record. Bases 211 to 636 code for a protein of 141 amino acids. The transcript is spliced from 2 exons.
GGUGGUAAUAAAAAAAUAAAAAUAAAGUGUAAAUAAAAAAAAAUAUGAUGCAUGAAAAAAAAAUUUAAGCAUGUGCAUGACAAAUAGAGAGAAGCAAAAAGAAGAAAACGAAGAUUAGCAAAAAAUUAAAAAGGAAGAAUUAAAAAAAUAUAUGGAUACGAUGGAUACAGGCGACCCGAGUACACGGCUUGCGGUGUACGUGAUCGCGUGAUGGCAGCUCCUGCGAAUGUAAAUAUAGAAAUAUUUUCGCCAACGCUCACCCACAGGUAUGCUGCUCUCGUGGAUGCCGCCACGCACUCAUCUGAACUUGACACUCGUGGACCAGCAGGGCUGCCAGCCUCCGAAUGUCUGGCACAGCACGGAGAUGCAUUCUCCGAGACACACCCCUUCCUAUUGCCGAGCCUGGCUGGCGUGCCGGCACUAAUGCUGGGUUCGUCCUCCAACUUCGUCCCGUUACAACUGAUGCCGCCGCUGCUUCCGGUGCCACGGUACGAAAUCUGUGGUACGUAUAUUUACAGCGUGCAAUCAGACCGUCCGGUUCAGUCGACGGUUGGAUGCUGCGGCGAACAGGCGCUACGGAUUGACUUUCAAGUGCACAAUUGGAUUUCAAGGGACACCGGAAACAGCUGUUCCUGAUGGCACAUUGGUGAAGUUAAAUGUGGCCAACCAGUGCUGGAGUUAAUUGAAACUUUUUACAUCUUAAAGGUGAUGGAUUGAGGGACUAUGUGAACUCUGUCGGGUACGACAAUUCAGUCAAGUUCGGUGAUUCUGUUUUGUGCGGUUACUCGAUAAACGCUAAAGGAAGAAGUGCUUUAGUCCCAUGGAUUUAUCGGACUCUUGAGAUGACAGUCGCUGAUGCAAUCAAAUGGUGUUGUGUUCUGGUAGUGCAUCGACAUCAUGCGAAUGAGAUGAAAGGAGCAAUUGUGAGCCAGUCGAUAGUGAGUGUUUAAUGCUCGGUUGAAAAGAGAAGUUUUUCUUUACAUAAACAAGUAUUCUGUACCGUUAAAAAGAAGAUAAGGAGGCAUCUUCGUGUCUUCUUUUGACGUCAUCCGAGAAUCAUUCCCAGUUGGAAUGCGCUUUUCUACAAGUGGGUAACACCGUAACACAUGUGAAAGGUGUUGAUGUGUCAAUCGAGCGGAGAACGUUCCGAUGCAGUGAUUCGCCUCGAGCAUUGCUUAGAGUCGAGCCAUUCAGUUGAAGAAGGUUAACGGAACGGAAAUUGAAUUUCGUAAUGUGAGUUGAAAUUAGGUGCACUGCGUCGUGAAUGCGAAUGUCGAAUGGGAAGGGAUGUGUAGUAAAAGAUCUCCGGAACUGGAAAUUUACAUCCGAGCUGAAUGAAUUGCGCGCCUUAGGGAGACGGUUUUAAUUGCAACUGGAGAGAGUAAAUUUAAUUAAUUGUUCUGAAUCGUAAAAACCAAGAGAUGCUGUGUGUGUUCUUACGGUUUUGAGCAAAGUUCUACACGAUGCGGUUUAGAUAUUUUUAUGCACGAACAUAAGCAGUGAA